Molecule: messenger RNA, 2752 nt
Organism: Oldenlandia corymbosa var. corymbosa
Lineage: Eukaryota; Viridiplantae; Streptophyta; Magnoliopsida; Gentianales; Rubiaceae
Source: the annotation of a GenBank genome assembly
CUCCUUGAUCUCUCGUUACUAAUCAUCAUGGCUUCUCAUUCCAUCCUUACUUUAUUUGCUUUAAUCUUUGUUUUCAAAUUUUCUUUUGUACUUGCGACCGAUGUUUCCUAUGAUGGUAGAGCAAUUACUAUUGACAGCCAAAGAAGAAUUCUCUUAUCUGGUUCUAUUCAUUAUCCACGAAGUACCGCUGAGAUGUGGCCUGAUUUGAUCAAGAAAGCUAAAGAAGGUGGGCUUGAUGCUAUUGAGACAUACAUAUUCUGGAAUGCGCAUGAACCAGUUCGUCGCCAGUAUGAUUUUAGUGGAAACUUGGAUUUUAUAAGGUUUCUCAAAACUGUUCAGAAUGAGGGGCUUUAUGCAGUACUUCGUAUUGGACCGUAUGUUUGUGCUGAAUGGAAUUAUGGAGGAUUUCCCGUUUGGUUGCAUAACAUGCCUGGCAUUGAGCUUCGGACAGCAAAUGAUGUUUUUAUGAACGAGAUGCAAAAUUUUACAAGUUUGAUAGUGGAUAUGGCUAAGCAAGAAAAUCUAUUUGCAUCACAAGGUGGUCCAAUUAUCAUUGCACAGAUUGAGAACGAAUACGGUAAUGUCAUGUCACAAUAUGGAGCUGCUGGUAAAGCCUAUGUCGAUUGGUGCGCAAAUAUGGCCAAUUCACUUGAUAUUGGAGUGCCAUGGAUUAUGUGCCAACAACCCGAUCCUCCUUCAUCUGUGAUUGGCACAUGCAAUGGCUGGUACUGUCACGAAUGGGAGCAAACCAAUCCUAACGCUCCUAAGAUGUGGACUGAAAAUUGGACCGGGUGGUUUAAGAGUUGGGGAGGUUCAGAUCCAUAUAGAACAGCGGAAGAUGUUGCUUAUGCUGUAGCUCGAUUUUUUCAAACUGGUGGAUCAUUUCAGAAUUACUACAUGUAUCAUGGUGGAACAAACUUUGGAAGAGUAGCAGGUGGUCCGUACAUUACUACAACUUAUGAUUAUGAUGCUCCGUUGGAUGAGUUUGGAAACCUAAACCAACCGAAGUAUGGGCAUUUGAAACAACUACAUGAUAUGCUGCAUUUACUUGAAGAAGCUCUCACUUACGGCAAUGUUACCAACAUGCCCAUGGACAAUUCUGCUUCGGCGACCAUUUUUUCCCUGAAUGGUACCUCUGCUUGCUUUUUGGUAAAUGAGAACACCACAGCAGAUAACACAAUUACAAUUCAAGGAAAUCAGUUUGUUGUUCCAGCAUGGUCUGUUAGUAUACUUCCUGAUUGUCAAACUGAAGCUUACAAUACUGCAAAGGUAACCACUCAAACUUCAAUCAUGGUUAAGAGAUCAAAUGGAGCAGAAAGUGAACCAGCUUCUCUAGUUUGGUCGUGGAUGCCGGAGGACAUUCAUGACACUGUUGUGGAACAAAAAGGACAAAGAUUUGCAAGCCAACUAAUUGAUCAAAAAGCUAUUAAUGAUGCUUCUGAUUACCUUUGGUACAUGACCAGUUUGAAUCUUGACAAGAAUGACCCAAUUUGGACAAAAAAUAUGAGCCUCCGUGUGAAUGGCACCGGCCAAAUCAUGCAUGCUUUUGUAAAUGGAGAAUAUCUUGGAUCUGAUUGGGCUAUGUAUGGUACAUUCCAAAAAAGUUUUGAAAAGAAUGUCAAUCUAAAUCCUGGAUCCAAUAAAAUUACAUUACUGAGUGCCACAGUUGGUCUCCAGAACUACGGCCCAUAUUUUGACUUGGUGGCUGAUGGACUUCCUGGACCAGUUGAGAUAGUUGGCAGGAAUGGUGAUGAAACAAUCAUAAAAGAUCUGUCAGCCCACACAUGGUCUUACAAGAUUGGGAUGAAUGGAUUGGAGAAAAACUUUUACAGCUCUGAAAAUUCACCGCCCACAUGGCAAACCCAAAAUUUACCCAUGAACAGAAAUAUGACGUGGUACAAGACCACUUUUAAGGCUCCCCUUGGAAACGAUCCCGUAGUUGUUGACAUGCUAGGAUUAGGAAAAGGUCUUGCUUGGGUAAAUGGAAAUAGUAUUGGUCGUUAUUGGCCUAGUUACCUAGCUGUGAAUGAUGGUAGCUGUUCCACUGAAGCCUGUGAUUAUCGUGGGAAAUAUAGUAAUAGCAAGUGUGUAUCCGGAUGUGGGGAACCGACUCAAAGAUGGUACCACGUCCCAAGAUCAUUCUUAAAAGAUGGCGCCAAUGAGUUAGUUUUAUUCGAAGAGUUCGGAGGCAAUCCUUCAUUGGUGAAUUUCCAAACAGUCGUGGUCGGUUCAGUUUGUGGCAGUGUUGCGGAAAAUAAUACUUUGGAAUUAUCUUGUCAUGGUCGACCUAUUUCAGCCAUCAAGUAUGCACAUUUUGGAAAUUCACAAGGCAACUGUGGUUCAUUCCGAAAGGGAACCUGCGGAGCCACGACCGACUCGUUGUCAGCUAUCCAAAACUCCUGUGUCGGCAAAGAAUCAUGCUCCGUAAUUGCUUCUGGAAAUGUUUUUGGAGCUACCAACUGCACCGACGUCCCAAAUAAACUUGUUGUCGAAGCACUUUGUUAGAUGUCAUGGAUUAGAAUCAGUUCAUAAUGUUUUAGGGAUUUUUCCUUUUUAAUUUUUUUGGCUUGGGCAGUUUAGUGAUUCUAGUGUAGUGAUUUUUUUUUCAUUCGUUAUUUAUUAUUGGUAGGCAAAUUGAAGAAUUGUCGGUUUUAGUUAUUUGCUUGGACGGUUAACCGGCUCCAAAAAAUAAUUAUUGAUUGAUUUUAAUGUAAUAUAUUAUCUAGAAUUUCAAGUUCUUUUGUUCACACAA